AUGCAGCUUGGGAAUGACACCUCAGUGUCCCAGUUUUUCCUGGAAGGGCUGACUGACAAGGAGGAAUGGAGGCCCUUGCUCUUCAUCAUCUUUCUGCUGAUCUACCUGGUGGCAGUGGUUGGGAACUUGAGUAUUUUUGGCCUUAUUGUCAUUGACUCGCGACUCCACACUCCCAUGUACUUCUUCUUGGCCAACCUCUCAUUGCUGGACUCUGCCUACAUCUCCAAUACGGUGCCCCAGGUACUGGCACAUCUGCUGGUGUCAGUGCGGACCAUUCCCUAUAGGUCGUGCCUUACCCAGAUAUUCUUCCACCACUUUCUAGCACCUUGGGAGUGCUUCCUGCUCACAGCCAUGGCCUAUGAUCGCUAUGCAGCCAUCUGUCAGCCCCUGCACUAUCUAGUCCUCAUGGGCCGCAGAACCCGACUGGCCCUGGGCUCACUCUCCUGUCUGCUUGCCUUGGCCAAUGCCCUCACCCACACCAUCCUGGCAUCGUUCCUCAAGUUCUGCAGGUCACACUUCAUCACACACUUCUUCUGUGAUCUCCCUCCACUGCUCAAACUCUCCUGCUCCAGUACAUAUGCUAAUGAGCGUGCCUUGUUCUUCUUCAGUUUUCUGGUGGCCCUGGCACCCUGUGCUCUGGUUGUCAUCUCCUACAUUCACGUUGUGGUUGCUGUGCUCAGAAUUCGAUCUGCUGAGGGCCGAAGGAAAGCCUUUUCCACCUGCGGGGCUCACCUCACCAUGGUCUGUAUUUUCUACAUCACUUCAGUCCUCUGCUACAUUCUUCCAAGUUCUGCGUACUCCCGUGUGCGAGACCGGCUGCUGUCAGUGCUCUUCGUGGUCCUCACUCCCAUGCUCAACCCCAUCAUCUAUAGCAUGCGAAACAAAGAUGUAAAGAGGGCUUUGCUCAAGGUGCUUGGGAAAGAAAGUAUUGCUUAG
Suncus etruscus (white-toothed pygmy shrew) is the source of this 936-nucleotide messenger RNA. Its product is annotated as olfactory receptor 139-like. The record is from RefSeq and is a predicted model, not a curated record. Lineage: Eukaryota; Metazoa; Chordata; Mammalia; Eulipotyphla; Soricidae. Bases 1 to 936 code for a protein of 311 amino acids. Gene Ontology annotation, cellular component: membrane. The transcript has a single exon. Gene Ontology annotation, biological process: G protein-coupled receptor signaling pathway. Gene Ontology annotation, molecular function: olfactory receptor activity; G protein-coupled receptor activity.